AUGACCUCAUCCUCCUUUGUAUCCUACUCCACUCCAGGACUAUGCCAAUCUGUGGCCAUGCUCCCACCAGCCAGUCACCUCCUGUCCCUCCUGCUGGUGAUAGGCACAGGUGGUACCGUGCCCAGCCCCCGGGUGCCUCCCCGGGGCUGCUACGUGGCGGAGGAAGACGGUGAGCGGACAUUCCGCUGCAGCCAGGCGGGCCUGAGCGCUGUGCCCACCGGCAUCCCCAACGACACCCGCAAGCUCUACCUGGAUGCCAACCAGCUGGCAUCAGUGCCAGCUGGUGCCUUCCAGCACCUGCCUGUCCUGGAGGAGCUGGAUCUGUCCCAUAACGCCCUUGCCCACCUCUCGGGGGCUGCUUUCCAGGGCCUGGCGGGCACUCUGCGCCACCUCGACCUCUCUGCCAACCAGCUGGCCUCAGUGCCCGUGGAGGCCUUCGUGGGGCUGCAGAUCCAAGUGAACCUGUCUGCCAACCCGUGGCACUGCGACUGUGCCCUCCAGGAGGUGCUCAGGCAGGUGAGGCUGGCGCCGGGCACCGGGACAGGCAUCGUGUGUGGCCCAGGAGCGCGCCCAGACCUCGUGGGGCAGGAGUUCCUGCUGCUGGCCCGGGAGGAAGAGCUGUGUGGGGUGGGGCGGGGUGGGGCCCGGAGGGGCACAGACGUGGCCCUGCUGGUCACCAUGGGGGGCUGGCUGACGCUGGUGGUGGCUUAUCUGGUUCACUACGUGUGGCAGAACCGGGAUGAGACCCGGCGCUCCCUCAAGCAGGGCCCCGUGCUGCCCGUGCGCGCCACCCUCAGCACAGUGGAGGUGUCCUCCACCCUGAGCACGGUGGUCUGA
Messenger RNA from Lemur catta (Ring-tailed lemur), 837 nucleotides. It is a transcript of the gene LRRC3C, whose product is annotated as leucine rich repeat containing 3C. The transcript has 2 exons. Lineage: Eukaryota; Metazoa; Chordata; Mammalia; Primates; Lemuridae. The coding region runs from base 1 to 837 and encodes 278 amino acids. The record is from RefSeq and is a predicted model, not a curated record. Gene Ontology annotation, cellular component: plasma membrane. Gene Ontology annotation, molecular function: protein binding.